Molecule: messenger RNA, 465 nt
Organism: Ustilaginoidea virens
Lineage: Eukaryota; Fungi; Ascomycota; Sordariomycetes; Hypocreales; Clavicipitaceae
Exons: 1
Coding region: 1-465 (154 amino acids)
Biological process (GO): mitotic sister chromatid cohesion
Cellular component (GO): Ctf18 RFC-like complex
Source: RefSeq, a predicted model, not a curated record
AUGGCCUCGGCAACGCUCUACCCCCCCCCUCGCCGGCCGCACCCCGCCGCGCCGAACCCCCUCCCCCAACUCGUCCACACGCCGUCCGGCCUCGCCCUGCUCGAGCUGCAGGGCUCCAUCAACCUACCCGCCGACGAUGGCGCGGCCGCGGUCCGCGUCGGCACGAUCGAGUUCCCGGACUGCGACCCCGCCGCCGCCGCCGCCGCCGCCGCCGGCUCGGCCUGGACGAAGCGCGUCCACAUGCACGUCGGCCGGUACCAGCGCCUCGCGGGAGAGGUCAAGAAGCUGCCCCGGGCGGUGGCCGUGGUUCGCCGCCGCCGCCGCGAGGCCGGCGGGGUGCUGGACAGCUCGCCGGGCGCGCGCGUCGGGCAAGCAGCCGACGACUUGGAGGUGGUGGAGAUUAUCAAGUACAAGAUUGUGUUUUCGAGCCGGCCGGAGCCGGUGGGGAGCUCGAGUGCGUCGUGA